GGCGGCGUGCUCGGCCGCUGAUGGCUGCCGGUGCGCGCAGCGUGCUGCUUCUCUGCUGCUGAGACGCCCGCAGCUGUUUCUUGGGUGGGUCUCGGCCCCGGCGAGCCGUCUCCGGUGCCGCUGUCCCGGGCCGCCCGCACUGCGUAGGUCCGUGGCUCCGACCCGCCGCUGCGGCCUGCAUCUCCUUGUCUCAGCUCUGCGGCCCCGUUUCCUCUGGAUGAACUUGCGUCCUUUCUCUAAUUCGCCAUGGAAUUCUGCUCCGUGCUUUUAGCCCUUCAGAACCAAAGAAACUCCAAACAACAGACGCCCAUGCCCAGAGUAUAGCAGUAACUCCCAAGCUCGGUUCCGUGCCGUAGUUUACAGUAUUUGAUUUUAUGUAAUAUAUACUAUUUAUUACAGCGUUUUGAUACCUCAUAUUCUGUUUACACAUCUUGAAAGUCGCGUAGUACUUCUUUUAUUUAAAGAACCACUACUGUAGAAAAUGACAUCUACCGAAGCACCUACCCUAGCUACUACUCAUUUGGUGGGUUACCUAUGGUUGCUCAUCUUGGGCUUCAUCAUUGCAUUUGUCUUGGCAUUCUCCGUGGGAGCCAAUGAUGUAGCAAAUUCGUUCGGUACAGCCGUGGGCUCAGGUGUAGUGACCCUGAAGCAAGCCUGCAUCUUAGCCAGCAUCUUUGAAACUAUGGGCUCAGUUUUGUUGGGGGCCAAAGUGAGUGAAACCAUCCGGAAGGGCUUGAUUGAUGUGGAGAUGUACCGCUCAAACCAAACGAUGCUGAUGGCUGGUUCGGUCAGUGCUAUGUUUGGUUCUGCUGUGUGGCAACUAGUGGCUUCGUUUUUGAAGCUCCCAAUUUCUGGGACCCAUUGUAUUGUCGGCGCAACCAUUGGUUUUUCCCUUGUGGCAGAGGGGCAAGAAGGUGUCAGGUGGUCUGAACUGAUAAGAAUUGUGAUGUCUUGGUUCGUCUCUCCACUGCUUUCUGGUAUUAUGUCUGGAAUUUUAUUCUUCCUUGUUCGUGCAUUCAUCCUCCGUAAGGCAGAUCCAGUUCCUAAUGGUUUGCGUGCUUUGCCAGUUUUUUAUGCUUGCACAAUUGGAAUAAACCUCUUUUCCAUCAUGUAUACUGGAGCACCGUUGCUGGGCUUUGACAAACUUCCUCUGUGGGGUACCAUCCUCAUCUCGGUGGGAUGUGCAGCUCUCUGUGCCCUUUUCGUCUGGUUCUUUGUAUGUCCCAGGAUGAAGAGAAAAAUUGAACGAGAAAUAAAGUCUAGUCCUUCUGAAAGCCCCUUAAUGGAAAAAAAGAACAGCUUGAAAGAGGACCCUGAAGAAACUAAGUUGUCCCUUGGUGAUAGUGAGAACAGGAAUCCUGUUUCUGAGGUAGGAUCUGCUACUGGGCCACUCCAGGCUGUGGUGGAGGAGAGAAUGGUGUCAUUCAAACUUGGUGACCUGGAGGAAGCUCCAGAGCGAGAGCGGCUUCCCAGUGUGGAUCUGAAAGAGGAGACCAGCAUUGACAGUGCCUUCAAUGGUGCAGUGCAGUUGCCUAAUGGGAGCCUUGUUCAGUUCAAUCAGACGGUCAGCAACCAGAUAAACUCCAGUGGCCAUUACCAGUACCACACUGUGCAUAAGGACUCAGGCUUGUACAAAGAACUGCUCCAUAAGUUACACCUGGCCAAGGUGGGGGACUGCAUGGGGGACUCUGGGGAUAAGCCUUUGCGUCGCAACAAUAGCUACACCUCCUACACCAUGGCAAUUUGUGGUAUGCCCCUGGAUUCAUUCCGUGCCAAAGAAGGUGAACAGAAGGGAGAAGAGAUGGAGAAGCUGACGUGGCCUAAUACAGAUACCAAGAAGCGCAUUCGAAUGGACAGUUACACUAGUUACUGCAAUGCUGUGUCUGACCUUCACUCAGCAAGUGAGAUGGACAUGCCCAUCAAGGCUGAAAUGGGUCUGAGCGACAGAAAAGGAAGUAGGGGCUCUCUCGAAGAGUGGUAUGACCAGGAUAAGCCAGAAGUAUCUCUUCUCUUCCAGUUCCUGCAGAUCCUUACAGCCUGUUUUGGGUCAUUUGCCCAUGGUGGCAAUGACGUCAGUAAUGCUGUUGGUCCUCUGGUUGCUUUGUACCUGGUUUAUAAAACAGGAGAUGUUUCUUCAAAAAUGGCAACACCAAUAUGGCUUCUUCUUUAUGGUGGUCUUGGCAUCUGUAUUGGGCUGUGGGUCUGGGGAAGGAGAGUUAUCCAGACCAUGGGGAAAGACCUGACACCCAUCACACCCUCUAGUGGCUUCAGUAUUGAACUGGCAUCUGCCCUCACUGUAGUAAUCGCAUCAAACAUUGGCCUUCCCAUUAGUACAACACAUUGUAAAGUGGGCUCUGUCGUGUCUGUUGGCUGGCUCCGUUCCAAAAAGGCUGUUGACUGGCGACUCUUCCGCAACAUUUUUAUGGCCUGGUUUGUCACAGUCCCUAUUUCUGGUCUGAUCAGUGCCGCUAUCAUGGCAAUUUUCAAAUAUGUCAUCCUGAAAGAGAAGCCAGAAUUAAAAUAAAUAUCAGUGUCUAGGACCACCGUAUGUAUUCCUGCUCCCUGGAAGAUUUAGUGUUACAGAAGACGGACGAGAAUUCCUGACAUUUGGGAGCUAUGGGAAGGAAGUGUUACUUAUGCUGUAAUUGCUUUUGUGCUAAAUCCAGUUUGUCUCAAAAUUAGCUGUGUAAAAUUAACCAGGUUUCCACUGGUUCCUUCUAAGAUUCCCUUUUCUUCUGGGCUGUGAACUCCUGUACAUAUUUCUCUAUGUUUUGUAUCAGGCUUCAAUUCCAUUAUGUUUUAAUAUUGUCUCUAAAGAUAAAUUUUGGUCUGUGGGUUUUGUUUUAAAACAGCUAGGUAGGGCCAUUUGAUGGCAUCCACUCUGCUUUGUUGGUUUCACCAGCUUCCACCCCAACAUGCACAGUAAUUUAACAACAAAAUGUAACUGAAGCUUCCCUCGUAGUCUCUUGUAGAAAUAGUCAUUGGCACUAUGCCUUCCUGUCACUUGUGGCAGGUUGUAUUGGCAAAUGUGGGAACUUCUAAGAUGGAUGAAAUUAUUUGACACAUUGGAAAUUUAAGUUAGUAGUAACUUCUUUGCAAGUAAUCAAUUGACAUUUUGCUAAGAAGUAGGAAGUAAAAGUCUUCCUGGCAAUUGUGGUUAUUUCUUUGAGAUUUCUGGCAGUGUGGGAUGGGUGAAUAAAGUGGAAUAUGAACUUUGGGUAAAUUAAAUGGGACAGCCUUCCAUGUUCAUCUGUCUACCUCUUAACUGAAUAAAAAGCCUACAGUUUUUAGA
This is a messenger RNA of Jaculus jaculus (lesser Egyptian jerboa), 3292 nucleotides long. It is a transcript of the gene Slc20a1, whose product is annotated as solute carrier family 20 member 1. The record is from RefSeq and is a predicted model, not a curated record. NCBI's taxonomy places the organism in Eukaryota, Metazoa, Chordata, Mammalia, Rodentia, Dipodidae. Bases 482 to 2524 code for a protein of 680 amino acids. The transcript has 11 exons. Gene Ontology annotation, cellular component: membrane. Gene Ontology annotation, biological process: phosphate ion transmembrane transport. Gene Ontology annotation, molecular function: phosphate transmembrane transporter activity.